AUGAUGUGGAUCGAUGCUGCCUUCUUCAUGACUGUUGUUACCGCUACACCAGGGUGGAACUGCAAUGCCACAGCAAGGUUAAGUGGAAGUUGUAUCGCUUUUCCUGCAAUCAGUCACAAACCGAAUGCAAAUCAUCUUCACUCUGUGGCAGGAUGGCAUGUGAGUGCGACAAACAGUUUGCAGAAUGUCUGA
Messenger RNA from Staurois parvus, 192 nucleotides. NCBI's taxonomy places the organism in Eukaryota, Metazoa, Chordata, Amphibia, Anura, Ranidae. The record is from the annotation of a GenBank genome assembly.